AGACACUUAUUGUGAGCCUUGUUGCUUUCUAAUUCUGAUAUUCCGCAUUAAUCCAGUGGCUGUGACCAGGUUCAGAAGAGAGUUGGUAUAAUUGUAAUCACAGACUCUUGUAUCCAUAAUAGCAGCAGCUGCCGGGGAAACGAGCUAACUAAUCACUUGAGACUGAUUCAGAGCUGAGAGCUGAUUGGAACAAGAGGCUUUAGGGACUCGAAGCCACCAUGGUUACUGACAACAAGACGUGAAGCUGAAGCCAGUUUAUUCACCACUGAACUGCGUAAAGAUUCACUCCUCCCUCUCACACAGACGCGGUGAGUUCUGCUGCUCCAUUCCCAGGUAGUUUACUGUCGGGUUUUGCACCUGCCGCAGGUGAGAUGGCCUCGCUUGGGCAGCCGGCCUCUAUGGUCGCCAACCUCGUACCGGGGAUGGGGAAGUCUGCAGCCGUGCUGGGUCUGUCCGCCGGGCUGGGGGGAGCAGAGCUGGAGCUGCAGAAGAUGCUCAUCGACGAGAGGAUCAAGAGCGAAAACCACCGGACCAACUACCAGACCCUGAAGGCUGAGCACACCAGCCUGCAGACGCAGUUCACCCACGCUCAGGGGGAAGUGAGGCGCCUGCUGAGCGAAAAACAGAGCGAGCAGGAGAGGCUGCAGCUGCUGCUGGCUGAGCUGCGGGGAGAGCUGCUGGACAAGACCAGGGAGCUGGAGGAGCUGCGCCUGCAGGUGAUGACCCCUCAGCGGCUGGAGCUCCUCAGAGCUCAGGUGCAGCAGGAGAUGGAGGCUCCGGUGAGGGAGAGGUUCAACAAGCUGGAGGAGGAGGCGGAGAAGUACCGGUCUGAGUACAACAAGCUGCGCUACGACUUCACCGUCGUCAAGUCCCAGCUGGAGCACCAGAGGGAGGAGCACAGCCGCAUCCUGGAGGAGAGGAGGGUCCUCCACGGGGCCGAGGUUGCCCGCCUGGAGAAGGAGCGGGAGGAGCUGGUGGCGCAGUAUCAGGAUUCAGAGGCCCUGUGUGACGGGAAGCGGGUGGAGGCUCUGCUCAGGGAGAAGGCCCAGCUCCACCAGAGGCUCAAAGGCCUGGAGGCGGAGGUGGCCGAGCUCAGAGCCCAGAGGGACACGUCGGGUCAGCAGGCUGAGAGCGUGCAGCGCAUCCAGAUCAGACAGCUGACGGAGCUGCAGUCUGUGGUCAAGUCACAAGAGGCGGAGCGUCAGUCGCUGCGGCAACAGCUGGACAGGAUGGAGAGCGAGCUCCAGCAGAGCCACGAGCAGAACGCCCAGCUGACUGGGAGGCUGCACCGCACUGAGAGGGAGGCCAGUGCUCUGACCGCUCAGAUCGACAGCCUGAAGCAUUCACACAAGCUGGAGCUGGCCAGCGUCAGGCUGGAGUGUGUUCGCUCCAAAGGAGACAUGGAGAGGGAGAGGGACACACUGCAGGGACAGAUGGACGGUCUGCAGGCAGACGUUGAGGUGCUGAAAGCGGCGCUGGAGCGAAACAAGGAGGUUUUGUUGGAAAAAGAGAGAGAGAUGGUGAGGAAGGUGCAGUCGGCCCGAGAGGAGGAGUUCCACAAGAUGGCCACCUUACAUGAGGAGAGGCUGGAGUUGGAGAACCGCCUGGCAGUGUUGGAACAGCAGAGGGCGCUGCAGGACUCGUCAGAUCAGGCACUGAAGGAGGAGUGGGAGGAACGACUGCGCAGCGCUCAGCAGGGAGAGGAGUCGCUCCGCAGAGAGCUGCAGAACCUCAGAAACAAAGUGCAGCAGCAGAGUUCACAGCUAGAGGAGCUAGAGAGACAGAAAGCAGAGAUUAGUGACCUGCAGCAGCAGAACCAAGAGCUCAGCGUCCAGCUGGGGGCGCUGUCGCGCUCUGAAGGCGAGCUGACGGACGCCAACCAGAGACUGAGGGAGACUCUGGACAGAGUGAGGGAGGAGGUGCGGGCGACCCGGGCUCAGGCGGAGCGGAGCCAGCAUGAGGCGGAGAGGAUGGUGGAGGAUCGGCGGGUCGAGUGGUUGGAGGAGAAACACCGGCUGCAGGAGCGAGAAGAGGAGCUGCAGCAGAAAUACUCUCAGGCUAAGGAGAAGCUGCAGAGAGCAGCAGUGGCUCAGAAGAAGAGGAAACAUCAGACGGAGAACAGAGAGAAGAAGCUGCACAACAAGAUCCAGCUGCUGGAGGCUAAAAUCGAACAGCUGGAGCUGGAAGCUGCUGCUGCCAUAAAGAGACGGUCAGUGUUCUCAGAGGAGCAGGCUCAGCUGAAGCGGAGGCUGAAGGAGCUGCAGCGACGACACGACGAGUUCCGCUCCCUCCUGCUGAGCGGGCAGGGCCCCGCCCUCAUGACCUCCCGGCUCUCCCUCGGGGUCGAAGGGCGACUGGCUGCUGACCUGGAGGGAGAGUUCUCUCUGCUGCAGAGGAGACUGGAGAGUCUGGAGAACGCUCAGCAGCAGCAGCUGGAGGAACUGGGAUCACUGGUGCAAAAGGAGCACGAUGAACCUCCCAAACAUGACCCCCUGACCUCUGACCCUGUCACUUUGGACUUGUAAACAUUUUGUAAUCAGACGGUGCUUUUCAAGUCAAGUGCAUGAAAAUGGUUUGCACAGAUGUAUUUUUCUAAAAGCGAACCAGUUUGUUGUUUUUCUUCUGCGCCUUGAACAAAACUGACUCAGGGUCCAACGUGUUUAAACCAGGGGUCAGAGACUCACUGCUGCUGAACUGAACCUGCUUAAAAACGUUUUCUAAUUUAGCUUAUUUUAUGGCUAAAAAAAACUAUUUUAUAUUAUAAAAAAAACUAAAGUUUUGCAGUAAAGAAAUGUUCCUUGUGGGAACAAUUUAUAUUUCUGCAAAAUAUAAAAAUGCAAUGUACUUUUACAAUAUUAAAAAAAAAAAACCUCUCUCGUGCCAUUAAGUUCCGUUGUGGUGUAGAACGUACCAGCAGCUUGCAGACCCCUGGUCUAAACCACAGAGGAAAUGAUUUGUAUGCAGCUGUGACAAAAGUUCUACAUGCUGCAACUUACACAUGAAAUGUACAGAUUAUUUUUACUUGAACAAUUACUCAGGGCUCUUUGUGACACUUCCUCUGUCUUAAUGUGAUAUUAAAUGUUACUGUUCAUCAGGUGA
This is a messenger RNA of Poecilia latipinna (sailfin molly), 3099 nucleotides long. RefSeq names its product centrosomal protein 83 (gene cep83). Gene Ontology annotation, cellular component: Golgi apparatus; centrosome; ciliary transition fiber. The transcript has 15 exons. The record is from RefSeq and is a predicted model, not a curated record. Bases 372 to 2525 code for a protein of 717 amino acids. Gene Ontology annotation, biological process: establishment of centrosome localization; cilium assembly. Lineage: Eukaryota; Metazoa; Chordata; Actinopteri; Cyprinodontiformes; Poeciliidae.